Messenger RNA from Otolemur garnettii (small-eared galago), 1028 nucleotides. RefSeq names its product nerve growth factor (gene NGF). Lineage: Eukaryota; Metazoa; Chordata; Mammalia; Primates; Galagidae. Gene Ontology annotation, biological process: nerve growth factor signaling pathway; positive regulation of peptidyl-serine phosphorylation; negative regulation of neuron apoptotic process. Gene Ontology annotation, molecular function: nerve growth factor receptor binding; growth factor activity. The record is from RefSeq and is a predicted model, not a curated record. Bases 137 to 871 code for a protein of 244 amino acids. The transcript is spliced from 2 exons.
GAGUUUUGGCCCGUGGUCGUGCAGUCCAGGGGGCUAGAUGGCAUGCUGGACCCAAGCUCAGCUCAGCGUCUGGACCCAAUAACAGCUUUCCAAGGGAGCAGCUUUCUAUCCUGGCCACGCUGAGGUGCGCAGCGUAAUGUCCAUGUUGUUCUACACUCUGAUUACAGCUUUUCUGAUCGGCAUACAGGCAGAGCCAUACUCCGAGAGCAAUGUCCCAGCAGGACACACCAUCCCCCAAGCCCACUGGACUAAGCUUCAGCAUUCCCUUGACACAGCCCUCCGCAGAGCCCGCAGCACCCCUGCGGGGGCGAUAGCAGCGCGGGUGGCAGGGCAGAGCCACAACAUCACGGUGGACCCCAAACUUUUCAAGAAGCGGCGACUGCGUUCACCCCGCGUGCUGUUCAGCACACAGCCGCCACCUGAAGCCUCAGACUCGCCUGAAGUCCAGGAUCUGGACCUGGAGGUCGGCGGUGCAGCCCCCUCCAACAGGACUCACAGGGGCAAGCGGUCAGCGCCCCACCCCGUCUUCCACAGGGGGGAGUUCUCGGUGUGCGACAGCGUCAGCGUGUGGGUUGGGGAUAAGACCACCGCCACGGACAUCAAGGGCAAGGAGGUGAUGGUGUUGGGAGAGGUGAAUAUCAACAACAGUGUGUUCAAACAGUACUUUUUCGAGACCAAGUGCCGAGACCCCAAUCCCGUGGACAGUGGGUGCCGGGGCAUCGACUCAAAGCAUUGGAACUCCUACUGCACCACCACUCACACCUUCGUCAAGGCGCUGACCAUGGAUGGCAAGCAGGCCGCCUGGCGGUUCAUCAGGAUCGACACGGCCUGCGUGUGUGUGCUCAGCAGGAAGACGGCGAGAAGGGCCUGACCUCUGACCCGCCCACACGCCCGCCCCACCCCCCGCCACACCCUCCUGGGCCCCUCCCUACCUCAACCUGUAAAUUAUUUUAAAUUAUAAGGACUGCAUGGUAAUUUAUAGUUUAUACAGUUUUAAAAAAUCAUUAUUUAUUAAAUUUUUGGAAGCA